CUUUCAGUCACUUGAAUAUAUGUCUCCCCCGUCCAUAGCUUUCAGUCACUUGAAUGGCAAGGUGGCCAUCGUGAUCGGUGCCUCCGAGGCCAUGGGCCGUGCCACUGCCCUCUACCUAGCCUCCCUAGGAGCCUUCAUCUCUAUAGACUUCUCUUCCGAGUCCAGCUCGCUAGAAGCCGAUGGUCUCGCUACAGAAAUAAAUUCUUCUUCCUUCUCCUCAGCUUCCAUCCCCCGCGCCAUCACCAUCCGCGCUGAUAUCUCCGAUCCUGAUGCUGUCCGAGCAAUAUUCGAUCUAACGGAACAAACCUUCAAAUCCCGCGCAUACAUUGUGUUCCACUCCGCCGGCAUCAUCGAUCCCAACUACUACUCCGUCUCCUCCACCCCUCUCGCUGUAUUCGACUCAAUCUCAAUCAAUCAAUCAAUCUACGCAAGUCCUUCUUGA
Phalaenopsis equestris is the source of this 442-nucleotide messenger RNA. RefSeq names its product versicolorin reductase-like. The annotation marks the transcript as partial. The record is from RefSeq and is a predicted model, not a curated record. NCBI's taxonomy places the organism in Eukaryota, Viridiplantae, Streptophyta, Magnoliopsida, Asparagales, Orchidaceae. The transcript has a single exon.